UGCUUAGCACUUGGCACUUACAAAUCCUUGGUUCCCCCCUCUUAUACUGAAGGAGAAAUUCCAAUCAAACACGGGGUUGAAACUAUACAGAAUGGACCAACCUAGCGUAACAAGGAUAGGAAGGAGCAAUAAAGGUGCAGCCACAACGCCGAGGAUCCAUCACACACAGCUAGCUAGAAGAGGAGAACAGCAAAAUAUUUUCUUUGAUUUCCUCAUUGAUUAGCAACUUUAGCCAGAUGGAGGUGAUUAAUGCGACUUUAGUAGUUUGCGGUUGCUUAGUGUUUGGUGCUGUGGAGAUCAAAAGACUACUCCGCAGUAAACCCGGGGAGAAACUACCUGAUGAUAUCAUGGACAUUGUGCCCUGGAAGAAACUACCUGACGAUGUCAUAGAGAUGAUUGUGCCACACCUGAGUGUACGUGAUCGUAUACGAUUAAGCAGUGUUUGCAAGCCUUGGAGCUCAGCUCCUAUGCGCACCGACAUCCCUAGUGCUCAACAUCAGCUUCCCUGGUUAAUAUUCCCUCAAUCUUGCCAUAGCUACUUGAGCUUUUUCGACCUCUGUGAAGGUAAAGUUGGCAAGUUGGACCUGCCUGAACCAGUUCAAGGAGGGUGGUUUCAAGGAUCGUCAAAAGGUUGGAUGAUUAUGAUCACGGAAAAGGAUCUGGAUUCUACAAUGUUUCUUGUGAAUCCAAUUUCAGGAGCCCAGCACCAACUUCCACAUUUGAGCACGACUCCAUCUUUCCAGAGCUUUGUAGACACAACCACAUGGAAACGCUAUGGUGCUUCUGCUUUCUGCUAUAGCGUUGUGUUAUCUACCUCAGAUAUUAAUUCAGAUCAAUUUAUGGUUGCAGCGUAUCAAGAUGGGUCCACAAUGAUGAAUGGGCAUCUAUGUUGACUGUGAAUCUCCAAC
Messenger RNA from Rosa chinensis, 908 nucleotides. RefSeq names its product F-box/kelch-repeat protein At1g57790-like. The record is from RefSeq and is a predicted model, not a curated record. Gene Ontology annotation, molecular function: protein binding. The coding region runs from base 237 to 893 and encodes 218 amino acids. The transcript is spliced from 2 exons. NCBI's taxonomy places the organism in Eukaryota, Viridiplantae, Streptophyta, Magnoliopsida, Rosales, Rosaceae.